Molecule: messenger RNA, 1394 nt
Organism: Ruditapes philippinarum (Manila clam)
Lineage: Eukaryota; Metazoa; Mollusca; Bivalvia; Venerida; Veneridae
Product: multiple epidermal growth factor-like domains protein 10
Exons: 6
Coding region: 1-855 (284 amino acids)
Source: RefSeq, a predicted model, not a curated record
AUGUGUUUUGAAUGUGGAUAUUCAAGCUAUUGUGGAUUAACUUGUGAAAUACCAUGUCAAGAUGGUUGUAAAAAACAAAAUUGUAAUCAAUCCUGUCAAUGUGUUAAUGGGUGUACUGCUACCAAUUGGGGAGAAAAGUGUCAGACUAUAUGCAAUUCAAACUGUGACAAACCAUCUCAUCCAUUUAUUAGAGUUUGUGACUCUUUGAAUGGGACAUGUCUAUUAGGAUGUAAUGGACAACGGUUCUGGAAGAGUCAGUGUAUUGAACCAUGUUCUAGUAACUGUGUCAACGGCACAUGUGAGCAAAACUCCGGACAUUGUAAAGAUGGCUGCACGAGUAACAGAGUCUAUGGCGGGCGAUGUGAUACACCGUGUAACAAAAACUGCAAUGUCGGUACUUGCAAAAGAGAAGAUGGAUAUUGUGAUAAAGGUUGUAAAGAAGGAAGUUACGGUAACAAUUGUGAAAAUAUCUGCAGUGCAACAUGUUUAAACCAAAAAUGCAAGAGGUUUGACGGCAGCUGCACAGAGGGAUGUAUCUCUGGAUAUGAAGGACAGAAAUGCGAAACAGAAACAAAACCGGUUGACAAAUCCUUACUUGGGAUUGCUAUAAGCGGAUGGACCUUGUGUGUCAUUCUUCUGGCGUUUGUGAUAAUAACAACUUUAAGAAGAAGGCUGAGAAAGUCUAAGAGGAACGAAGCCAAUGCAGAGGAGAAUAUACAAGAUCAAACAAGAAAUCAGCAAGUAUACACAACGUUACAGCACGAGGAUGAUGGUAAGGCAAAGUAUGAGGUGCUGAGACUUGGGACAGAGAACACUACUAGAGAACAGGCUGAUUACGAAAACAGCGGCUUGUGAUCAAACAUUUAACAGAAAAAGGAAACAGACUGACUAAGAUGAAGUGAUGUUGCAUUUGUAGUAUACAAAUCUCAAUUACAAAAUUGUAAUUGUAAAGAAUUUACCAUAUUAAAGUAUAUUUUCAGUUCUUGUCUGUAUUAAAAUGUAAUUAUAUUAUAAAUGAACUCGGAUGUGCGGAACAAAUUUAUUCAAAUACUUAUGUGAUGAUUAAACUAAUAGUUUUCGCUUCUUAUCGGAAAUGCGGACUAACGCAUACAUAAUAGAUACGUAUAAAGGCAAAAAUGAAAUAAAAAUAUGUAGACAAAGUACAUGAUGUGCACGUUUGUUAAUUUUUAAUGAUAUGGAUUCACGGGAAGUAAUUUUCGUUUAAAAGAGAACAACUAACGGAAUGAAUGCUCAGAUAUGUCCCUUUUUGCGUGCUUUUAUGCUGUUGUAAUUAGAUCAGGUUAUAGGUACACUAUUCUAUGAAUGUUCUAUAAUUACUUAGUAAGUGAUUCUUUUAUCUUUAAUUGCUAUACUUAACAUGACGCUACUUAAUG